CACCUUUGUCGCAGUCGGCGCACUCACUUUCGGCAAGAUGAUGCUAGAUGAGAAAUACAUUGGCCUCGGCCUCGCCAUGGCGUCCAGUUUAGCCAUUGGUAUUAGCUUCGUUGUGACGAAAAAGGUACGCGCGACUUCCGAAUAUUGCGGCCGCCCUGGCAACGUCGAUUACCUUUAUCAAGUGUGGAAGCUAACCCUCCACCUCAGGGUCUCAUGCAAGCGGAAGAGCGUCACGGCUUCGAAGGCGACGGAUACGUGUACCUCAAGAGCCCGGUGUGGUGGGCUGGAAUUUCGACCUUGGUCCUCGGGGAAAUCUGCAACUUUGCCGCGUAUGCCUUCGCGCCAGCCAUUCUCGUCACCCCUCUCGGAGCUCUAUCUGUCCUCAUCGGAGCCGUUCUGGGAUCAUAUUUCUUGAAGGAAGAGCUCGGUGUCCUGGGCCGCCUGGGAAGUGCAAUCUGUCUCAUCGGAGCCGUCAUCAUUGUUCUUCAUGCGCCCCCAGAUGAAGACAUCCAGACCAUUGACCAGAUCCUGCAUUACGCCAUCCAGCCUGGCUUCUUGCUGUAUGCAUUUGCCGUCACUUCUUUCGCCGUCUUCAUGAUUUACAAGGUCGCGCCGGUUCACGGACGGAAGAACCCCAUCAUCUACCUCUCCAUCUGCUCGACGGUCGGCUCAAUUUCUGUCAUGUCAGUCAAGGCUUUCGGAAUCGCACUAAAGCUCACGUUCGCCGGAAACAACCAGUUCAGCCACCCCUCGACCUACGUCUUCAUGAUCCUGACGACCGUUUGCAUCCUGACGCAAAUGAACUACUUUAACAAGGCACUUGCCCAGUUCCCCACAAACAUUGUCAAUCCCCUCUACUAUGUAACCUUCACGACGGCGACUCUUUGCGCCUCCUUCAUUCUGUUCGGCGGCUUCAACACUACCGAUACGGUCAACACGAUAUCCCUUCUCUGCGGCUUCCUCGUUACCUUCACUGGCGUCUACCUGUUGAACCUCUCGAGAUCCGACCCGAACGGACACAAUCUGGUUGCCGGUCGUGGUGGCGAUGAUGCUACAGGCACGGACAUGAUCUCCACCAUCCAAACUCGCCUGAGCAUGCAAGCCCGCAGGAGCCAAGAUCCCCACCGCAUGAGCAUCGGUAGUCGCCAUGGUGACACGACUGGCUUGAUGAGGGCCUAUGACGAGGAGGCUGGUGCCGAGUUCGGUCUCACUGAUCUAGCCGAGGAAAGCGACGACGACGAUGCUCAUCAUAGAGCGAACGGAUCCGCCAAAGGCCACUCGAAAUCAUACAACGAGACAAUCGAGCUCCAGAACCAGAGGUCCAACAGAUGAGAGGGUACAGUGGAACCGUCUACUCUCUAGUCAUGGGUAGACGUUGAGGCGGCAAUUGUCCUUUUUUUCUUCUUUUUUUUUCCGCAACAUUUCUUAUUAGGAGCCCGAUAUGGGGGCAGUAUUGUACAUUUUUCUCCACAGCCAUAUGACUUGAGAAGUUCUCCACGACAUGAUCGGAUUCAUGAAAGAGGCAAAGACCUACUACGGAAAAGGUGCAGGUGCACCCUAAGCAAGGGAAAGGGAAAGCACUAGGAAACCAGAACCAUCAAGCUUUCCACACUAUUUCACUUCUGCCACGGCACGAGGA
Messenger RNA from Colletotrichum navitas, 1639 nucleotides. RefSeq names its product magnesium transporter NIPA-domain-containing protein. Gene Ontology annotation, biological process: magnesium ion transport. Gene Ontology annotation, cellular component: membrane. NCBI's taxonomy places the organism in Eukaryota, Fungi, Ascomycota, Sordariomycetes, Glomerellales, Glomerellaceae. The transcript has 6 exons. The record is from RefSeq and is a predicted model, not a curated record. Gene Ontology annotation, molecular function: magnesium ion transmembrane transporter activity. The coding region runs from base 214 to 1332 and encodes 372 amino acids.